This is a messenger RNA of Filobasidium floriforme, 1731 nucleotides long. RefSeq lists its product as uncharacterized. Lineage: Eukaryota; Fungi; Basidiomycota; Tremellomycetes; Filobasidiales; Filobasidiaceae. The coding region runs from base 1 to 1731 and encodes 576 amino acids. The record is from RefSeq and is a predicted model, not a curated record. The transcript has 5 exons.
AUGCCAUACCGAUAUCAGCACUGGCAACCAUGUGUCUCGCGUGACCCAAACUCGUCGUCUCCGGCUCCUGGCUGGACGUCGUUCUUGCUUCGCCCUGACUUGAGCCUACUCAUCAUGGUGUCCCGUCCGAAGAAGGGAAGAACUCAGAGUACAGACUAUCAAGCGAGAUACUAUCUACUCUCUUGCAAGCAUAUCUCCGAUCUCCACCUCUGGAACCGUGAUGAAGGCUCUGCAGCUACCUACCCGAUAAUGUCCAAAUCGGUGCAAUGCCGCAUCCUGAGUAGGAUACAGGACCAAUUAGGCAUCGGCACAGAGAAGUUCAAUGAUCAUUGGGACAGAACAUUCAGUGAGGCGGCCCACCGUCCGAAUAUCAUCGGACGCUAUCCGGUAUGGUCCUGCUCCGAUCGAAAUUGGAAAGGCCCUGUUCAAGGAGGAGGCACAUGGAGACUUCUUUCCGGCAGCCAAGUCUCUGACUCUGAUCAAGCUGACUUGCGCUACAGCGUCUACCUCCAUGCCAACCCCAAGUUCGCCUCAACCGUCUUCAGUUCGCAAGAACACUUCAUCGGCUGCACCCGUUCGGCUAACUUCAAGGGGUCUGAAGCUUGCUCCCAUAAAGAUGACUACAGCACCACCACCCCCUCCUUCACGCGCUUUAUAUCCACAAAGGAGGAUGAUCCCUACGCCUUGUCAUUGACGAGUUGCGUCGGUGACAAUAGUCGUACCGCUGUAAUCAUUGGAGGUGGCGGAUACCAUCUGGUCGCGAGCAGCAACAAUAGCGUCUUGAAUUGGAACGAUAGUUCUUACCAGGCGCCAGGGUCUGAUUCCGCCCGGUGUUUGGGUUUAUAUGAUUUCGACUCGCACAACAUGCGAUCUUCUUCCAGAUGGCCUUCCAGAUGGCAUGAACCGGGUCAGGGAAAGAUCUUGCAUUUUUACUUGGAUCAAGAUCCCCGAAUCGUUGCAGUCCUACCGAGACGAAUGGGGCUCACAUGGUGCAUCAUCGUUCACAAUGCUGUUUCGUAUAGUGUUGAUGUGCUAAUGAUUCUGACCUGUUGUGCCAUGCUUACUGGCUGCGCGACUGCAUCCGCUAAAUCGCAAAACAACGGCAACAAAGAAUUUUCUGGUCAUCAACGACUCACGCAAUCUUCACAUCCCAUCAUUCUCAACAUCGAUCUGUCAAACAUGAGCGACAUGCAACUACCGAUCCAGGAUAUUUCCGAUCCGCAGGUUGACCUCGCCAACUUCAAGCUCCUUCCGACGGGCGAAAUCCUGCUCUAUGUCAAGAGAAACCACAUGACCACUGACGGUUGGAAGGUCAGGGCAUACUCGCUCAAUCAUUUUGUCCCCAAUGGAUCAGGCGGGUGGAAGUCUCCUGUUACAGGAAACCACUUUACUCGAGAUGAACUCAGAGCUUUCCUUGGGAAACUCCUCGAAGACAAGAUCAUGAAAAAUCCGGAUUUCAUCGGCCUCCUUCAGUUUGCGAACGAUGAGGCACAGCGUUCUGCAAACAAAGACGACUGGGAUUUUCCGACGAGAUCAUGGCCCUUCUAUGGCGCUCAGGAGGUCGAUGAAGAGACCCUCUCCCAUGCCAGAUCCUCGAUUGUGGCCGAGACGACUGAAAAGUCCAAAGACCCCAGAUACGAGGGCGCCACCGACCUGUUUUUCGGAUCGGCCGAUGCGCAAUCGAGCAUCGGCACCAACGAGACGUCUGAAACAUCGAUUCAAACUAGUUAG